CAGUUUUAGUUUACUUUUCCUUGCACCCAAAAGCUUGCUACUUCUCUUGUUCAACCUUCCCACAAACACUGCAUGCGUCUUUGACCACACCAAGUUCUUCAAUUUCCAAUUUUCCUGGUCACCCUCUAUUCCUCUUCCUCCCUAGCUGUACUUUCUGUUGAAGGGUAUCUCUAUUUAUAGAGUUCCAUUGUCUUUUGAGGCAAUUUUGAACCUUUGGUUUGUGUGUUCUUGAAGAGGUUUUCUGUGGAGAUUGGAAUAGUGAGAGAGGAUGGUGGGUGCUCUGUCUGUUGUGGGAUCAUCAGUGGUGGAAUCUCACACUGGUCCUUGUUUGUGUGUGGAUGCUCUUCCCACAACAACUAGUGUCAAUCUGAAGAGUGGUGGAGAUGUUGUUCUGUGCAAGAAUUUGAUGGGAAGGAAGCACUUGACGAAGCAUGGUGGAGGAACCAUGAAAUUGAGCAGUUCUUUCAUUGAUCCUGGAAGAGAGUGGAGACUCUUUGUUAGCAGAAGUUGCAAGAGGCAGCGUAAGGAUAGGAGCGUCGCCAUUGUCAACGAGCUUGGAGGCCAAUACGAAGAAGGUUUUGAAGAUGUUAAAACGCAAAUGCUCAACUAUUUCACAUACAAGGCUGUGAGGACUGUUCUUCAUCAGUUGUAUGAGAUGAACCCUCCUAAAUAUACGUGGUUCUACAAUUUUGUUGCAUCAAACAAACCAAGAGAUGGAAAACGCUUUAUUCGAUCCCUUGGGAAGGAGCAACAAGAGCUUGCGGAAAGAGUGAUGCUAACUCGGCUUCACCUUUAUAGUAAAUGGGUCAAGAAAUGUGACCAUGCAGAGAUAUACAAGGAAAUCUCUGAUGAAAACUUGGAGUUAAUGAGGGAACGGCUGAUGGAGACAGUAAUAUGGCCCUCAGAUGACACAAACAGUGAAAAAAUUGGCUGAUAAUUCUUCUCACUUUUUAGUUUCUGUCUUGAGCCUCUUCCUAGUCUAGGUAUAUUUUUUUGUUUCAACAUCAAUCUGUUUUGCUUCCAAAAUUGUUAUUUCUGUCGUUUUCCUUUAAUAGGAUUCUCAGUUUUACGUUAUGUAAAUUAUGUAUAUAAUUGCACCUCGUUAAAUACACAGUCCAUUAUA
Molecule: messenger RNA, 1123 nt
Organism: Vigna angularis (adzuki bean)
Lineage: Eukaryota; Viridiplantae; Streptophyta; Magnoliopsida; Fabales; Fabaceae
Product: chaperonin-like RbcX protein 2, chloroplastic
Exons: 5
Coding region: 269-934 (221 amino acids)
Biological process (GO): ribulose bisphosphate carboxylase complex assembly
Molecular function (GO): protein folding chaperone
Source: RefSeq, a predicted model, not a curated record